This is a messenger RNA of Chelmon rostratus (copperband butterflyfish), 3703 nucleotides long. RefSeq names its product family with sequence similarity 83 member Fb (gene sack1fb). NCBI's taxonomy places the organism in Eukaryota, Metazoa, Chordata, Actinopteri, Chaetodontiformes, Chaetodontidae. Bases 98 to 1648 code for a protein of 516 amino acids. The transcript is spliced from 5 exons. The record is from RefSeq and is a predicted model, not a curated record.
GCAAACUUUCCCGGCGUCACACACAGGUAGGACAACAUCAAACAGACCCCACGGGGUGUGCCAGAGUUCCUGAGCUCCAGCAGGAGCUACCACAGCCAUGGCCGAAUCCCAGCUCAUGUGCAUGGAGGACGGCCUCAUCGGAGCCAAGAUCCCGGAGUCCAAACCGGAGUUUUACUACAGCGAGGAGCACCGCGCGGCCGUGGAGGAGCUGCUCAAGAAUGGCGACGGCGCCUUCAAGACGCGACUCAAAGACGACGACAUGAAAGACUUUCUGUCGGCCAGAGAAGUCAAGCUGCUGACCAGCACCUUCAGACAGUACGACUCGGCCGGAGACGGCAGCGGCGGCGGGGCGUCGACGUCCAGGUCCGACGCGGACUCGGGGGUCCAGUCCACCUACUGGCCCCAGAUGUCGGACACCGAGGUGCCGCCGCUGGACAUCGGCUGGCCCAGCGGGGGGUUCUUCAGGGGGGUGACCCGAGUGGCCGUGCACACACACCCGCCCAAAGAGAACGGACCUCACAUCAAGGAGGUGGUGCGGAGGCUCAUCCAGGAGGCCACCAAGGUGAUAGCGAUAGUGAUGGACAUGAUCACAGACCUCCAGAUCCUGCAGGACCUGAUGGAUGCGGCCUCCCGUCGCUCCGUGCCCGUCUACAUCCUGUUGGACCACCAAGGCGUGCCGCACUUCCUGGAUAUGUGCUCCAGGCUGCAGAUCGGCUCACAGCACCUUCGGAACAUCAGAACCAGAUCGCUCUGUGGAAUCGGCUUCGGCUUGUCCUUCGGGAGACUGCCUGGUGCACUGUGUUAUAAAUACAUGCUGGUGGACGGCGACAAAGUCAUGUUUGGCUCGUACAGUUUCUCCUGGUGUACGUCUCGUAUGGACCGAAACAUGAUCACUGUGAUGACCGGACAGGUGGUCGACUUCUUCGACCUGGACUUCCGUGAACUUUACGCCAUCUCUGAGAAGCUGGACCUUUACAAGGAGUUCCACGUCACCCCGCCUGCCGCUAACAUGACCGCGACAACACGCUCCAGAGCGGGGUCCAAACGGCCGCCUUUACCAGCGACCACAUCCCGCUUCCAGGUCAGCUUAGGGGAUUCAAGGAAAGCUGACAUCCAGGUGCCUGCGCACAAAUACUACAACCCCAAAUAUUCGCUGGUGUUUGGCAACGCCCCACGUCCACCGGGGUCUCUGCAGGAGCGCGGACCCAAGAGAGGGUCAGUUCUGGCCGAGGCUCCCCAGGAGACAGACCCAGGAAGGCCACGAUUGGCCAGCAGUGAGACGAUGGACCGGCCAAGCCUGCUGCCCUCAGAGGCCCCGAGCGAAAACUUCGAGUGGCACAACGGAACCAAGCAGGACAAGAAGGGGUUGAUCAACUGGAUGCGGAAAUUCUCUAAGAGGAAAUCAUCCAGUAAGCUUUCGGUUAACAGCGCGGCGGCAAGUAGGUGCCCUUCGCCCGCAGGAACCAGUCAGACUGAUGAGAACCAGGACAGCUUUGAGAUUAUUGUGAAAUCUCCACCCAAAUGGAAGAGUAAGAAGCUGUCUAAACUGGGUCAGAGGACAGACUCUCAGCAGACUGUCACCACUGCACAGGACAACAAGAGUGUCACGAGUCGACGUGGAGAAAAACAAGGCUGCGUGGUGUCCUGAGGGGAACCUGCCAGCCCUCUGACCACAGAGCCAAGUAUCACACCCUUAAAGUGGUUUCCUCAAAACUGACGUCACCUUUGAUUUUAGAUUGUGAGUACUGUAUCCAGUGCCUUACAGAAAGACCAGAUGAAUGUACAGUCCUUCAGGAACUCACACAUGCAGUUUUUAUAUGUUUGGUGCCAAAUGUAAAAUCAAUAUUCAAAGUGUUAUGGGAUGUCUGCUGCCCUUGUGGGUUGCAGAAAGGUUUGAUGAGAUAAUUCCUGCUGAUCGCUGGCAUUGUGUUCACUCUGAACCUUGCUGGGGCCUGAGGGAUGUAGCAGUGACUGCCUCCCUGCUGGGUGUAUAGUUGUGUAGUCUAUCAAAUCGUCUAUCAUGGUAAUUUCAUAUCAUGGUAAGGGUGUAUGCCACAGUAUAGUGAUGUAAGAGACACUAAAGCAGGAAAGAGUGUGAAGCAGCUGUGUAGCAGGGUAGCAGUGCGUACACUGUGAAUAACAGGGUGUAAAUACGGAAGGGAUACCACCCAACCCUGGAGAACACAGAAUGUGAAGUCUUCCAUGGCUGGUAAGAGAGUAUAAAGAAAGCAGUUGUCUAAGUUUACAAAUGAAACACAGCCACAGACACAUAGGCAGAUCUAAGUCUCCCUGAUCAGGAAUUAUUUGAAGCCCACGUCUGUCCUUUAAAGAGCAGACUCCACUGCAAGGUCCAAAGACGGGCGAGAAGCACUCUGAUCAUGAGCGACCUCAAAACAUGACAUUGUCUGACCUUGGAUCAUUCUUACUUUUGCACAGAGAAAUUAUGUUUGAAAAAGUAGUAGUUUCCCUUUAAGUAUUUGUGUUUACAGGAUAGUUCUGCAAACCUUUCUAAUUUUUCUGUGUUGUCGUUUACCUGUUAAAGAAUCGUACAAAGAAUUCAUGUUAAUGUCUGUUUGAUGCACUAAAAUGUUGUGGGACCUCCUGUUCGCUGCGCUUAAUAAAAGGUUUCAGACAAGGAAAACUCAAAAGGGGCCAUGAAGAUUUUUUUUUUUUUUAAUAUUUGGAUGGUUCAGUGUUUUACUACUUAUUAAAUACAGACCUAGUUUUGUAUUAUAUUGUUGAAGGUCAGGAACUUUAUUGUGCACACUGUGUAAAAUCGUUUUGGCAUUAAAAUAAUACAAAAUAUAAAUGGGAGAAGGGUCAGAAAGCUAUUUGCAUGGUCCCAAACAUAAAGUAUCAUUUAGAUUGUACUGCCACCUAGUGACGUCUCAAAAUACUACCCCAACACUUCAGAAGGGAAGCUGAUCUGCUUAUCUUCUCUGGGUGUUUGCUAACAGCUCAGACCUCAGAGAGGAACCACAGGCCUGUACACAGCUAAGGGUUGAGCUGGGGGUGGGGGUAAAGGAGGAGAUGUGGUGCAACACCGAAACAGGAAGUCAGAGCUGCAGCAGGAAGAGACGUUCUCACACGACGGUGACACUAAUUUUACUGACACACAGCAGGACUAAUAAUGUUAUUUCCUGUUAGCAUUACAUCUUAAUGUUCAUCCUAAAACAUCGUGACUGUCUUUCUUUCAGUGGAAAUUCUUGAAAAAAGAAAUUAGGGGUCAGAUCUUGUCAGGUCAUUCCAUUGCAAGAUGACCUGUGCCGCUAAGUUUCUCCAAUAUGUCUCACUUAGCAGAAGUUUGACAUUUAAUGUUCAGUGGGACACUACAGACUGCAUCUUUUUACUGUUAUGGGUUGCUUGUCUGCCUAUUGAUGCUUGAGAAUUUUGAGUACAUAAAACAAUUACACAAUUAUGCUUUUAUAAGGGCAUGCUUUGCUCACAACUGUUGAAAGGCAUAAUUACAAUUGUGUUGCUAAAUCCAGGAGAAUAUUACAUACAACUUUGAUCCUGGUUAGGGUUUCAGAAAGCUUUACUCGCAUACUCUAAUGAAAAGAUGGUCGGUCACCAUGUUGACAAGCAUCAGAGGGAAUCGCCAGUAUUUACGCUGAAAACUGAGGGAGAAAGUACAAUAACUUAGUCGAGUUUUACUUGUAUGUUUCUGGGAUAAACUAAAUAAAAUAUAAGUCAUGCAACUGCA